AAACGCGUCACAAUGCAGAAAUGCUGUAGGCAACACAUUCGUUUUUAAAAUACAGCCCAUGCGACUGUACUUUGACCCUCUUCUCAUCCACUACUUGUGCAGCAAGGGAGGAGGGAUCGGAAGUAUGUUGUGAUGAAAAAAGGAGAAAUUUUUAGAUCUAAAGAGGAUCAAAAAGAAGAGGCACUGAAAUCUGAUGUUAUGGCACCUGAAGGGGAAUACAGAUGGACUGUUUGGGCUGUGAUUGUACUGCUGUUAGCUGUGUGUGCAGCUCACAUGACAGAUCGACCAGCCUCAUUUCGCCAUCACCGCAAGACUUCUGUGCUAAAAAUGGACGAGGCUGCCCUUUCAGUCAUAAAUGAAAUCGAGAAUGAGAUGAUGCUCUUCGUGCUAUCUGAUCACUGCUAUCAGUGUUUGCCCCAGCCAUUGGGGAUAAUACCUGCAGGCCUGGGUCCUGGGACUCCGACUACAGUGGGUUUUGUUGUAGGCACACAGCACCCUUUGACAUUGCAGCUAAACAGAACCGCUGCCAACCUAGAGCUGUGCAAGGUUCACUUCCACUUUGGGGAGCAGGGAAACUAUUCUCUGUGGGUGAAGAAUCUGAAUGAGACAUCCCGGGCCAGCUGCACUAUGGUGAUUGAUUCAGAGCCUGUCAACAGCUACCUGCCCAUUUUGUUUGCAUUUCUGGUAUUAGCUGGAGUGGCUGCAUUAGCUAAGAUUUGGAGCACUGUUAGAAGGCUGGAUGUCGUGAGAAAUCUACUUCUUCGCUUAGGGAGCACAGUGGAGACAGAGCGACUGAUAAACUCGGAGCUUGGCACUCCAGACAGAUUGGUAGAUGCCUCCAUGGAAUCAAUAAUUCCAGCCACCACUGGACGGAGGCUUCGCUCUUUAGACACUUUCCGUGGCCUGGCUCUGGUCAUUAUGGUGUUUGUCAACUAUGGAGGUGGACGUUACUGGUUCUUCAGGCAUGAGAGUUGGAAUGGUCUCACAGUGGCUGAUCUCGUGUUUCCUUGGUUUGUAUUCAUUAUGGGAACAUCUAUUGCUCUGUCCUUGAGUGGGUCAUUGCGUAGAGGUGUCAAACGAACUCAUUUACUGUGGAAGGUUUUCUGGAGGAGCUUACAACUCUUCCUCAUCGGGGUCAUCAUCAUUAAUCCCAGCUACUGCCAAGGACCCUUGUCUUGGGAUUUCCUCCGUAUUCCUGGUGUAUUACAGCGCCUGGGUUUCACAUACAUUGUUGUGGCUGUUUUGGAUCUUGCUGUGGCCCAGAACCAACUCCCCAACCUGUCAAGCGAAACAAGCUGGUUCUCUGUGCAUGAUGUCUGCCUCUACUGGCCUGCAUGGCUGUGUGUGAUUGCCUUGGAGACGGUGUGGUUGUGUUUGACCUUUCUUCUCCCAGUGCCAGGCUGCCCAACUGGUUAUUUGGGCCCAGGGGGCAUCGGCGACUUUGGCCAGUACCUAAACUGCACUGGGGGGGCUGCAGGUUAUAUUGACCGCUGGCUACUCGGAGAGAACCAUAUUUACCAGACGCCAUCAUCACGGGUUGUGUACCAGUCUAUUGUGCCAUUUGACCCUGAGGGUGUUUUGGGAAGCAUCAACUCCAUAUUGAUGGCAUUUUUGGGUCUUCAGGCAGGAAAAAUUCUGCUGCAUUACAGAGACCAACACAGACAAAUAAUUACACGAUUUCUCAUAUGGGGAUUCAUUCUGGGGAUCAUCUCAGCUGUGCUGACCAAGUGCUCCAGAAACUACGGCUUCAUUCCUGUUAACAAAAACUUGUGGUCAUUGUCCUAUGUGACGACUCUCAGCAGUUUUGCUUUUGUGGUUUUGGUGUUUUUUUACUAUAUGGUGGAUGUUAUGAAGUGGUGGUCUGGAGCGCCCUUCUGUUACCCUGGGAUGAAUUCCAUCUUGGUGUAUGUGGGCCAUGAGGUGUUUGAGGAAUACUUCCCCUUCCGUUGGAAGAUGGCGAACAACCAAUCACACGCUGAGCACCUGGCACAGAACCUCCUGGCCACUUCUAUAUGGGUGUUUAUAGCGUUCUUGCUGUACAGGAAGAAGGUCUUCUGGAAGAUUUAAGGGUGUAUCUCUCUCCUGCAGACUUUGAAAGGACCUGCACUACGCUGUGAAUGAAAUCAUUGGGCUUAUUUUGAAGAUUGGCGAAUCUCUUCACAUUAGUGCCACAUUUGCAAGACAAACAUGUAAUCCAGGAAUAGAUCUUGGAGACAAUGUGAGAAGAGCAGAAGGAAGAAGAGCGCAUGUGGCGGUGCCAAGAUCCCUCUGUGGACUCACACUGGACUCUGGUUCUCAGUGGAGGACAGUAAAUGCCAAAGGCAGAUUCUGAUAAAUUACAAUUCAGUUUACAGGUUUUGAGUAAUGUUUAUUCUUAUGCCUAAGGAGACAUCGUGAUCAAAUACAGACAUUUCUAAAUUGUUCCUUAUAUGGGAGGAUUCCAAGAGUCUGAGAUGAAACUCAGAUUAUGAGCUAAUUUAGGUUUGAUUAAGGUACUAAUGUAUGCCAUUGAGAAAAUGAAAGCAAAUGAGAAUGAGAGAAAACCUCACAAUGAAAAAACAUGCAAGGUCUUCCAUCAAGGUCCUCAAAACCUGCAGAAAUGAUGCAUUCUUUUUUUGUGUGUGUGUCAUGGCUGCUUUUUUAGGUUUGUCUUUUUUUUUUCUUAUACUGUUUUAUACUUUGUACCAUAGGAUUUAAGUAUCUUUGUUGAAAGGUUGUGUUUGUGAGAAAGGAAAAGAUAGAGUCCUACCUUCUCAAAAACUCAGGAGAUUUGCACAGCUUGGAGUGCCAAAUAUAGAGCAUAUAAUGCAUGGUUUCUUUGAUAAAACAAGAUAAUUUUAAUAGUUUAUUUCAUUUUACCAAUAACUUGUUACCUCUACCACAGAAAUCAAGAAAAAAAAGAACACUUAUUACUGACAUUUGCUGCUUGUAAAAUUAUUGUUCCAAGUGAAGGGAAAAUAUUGUUACCACAUCACAAAAUCAUUUCCUUUUUUUUCUAUUGUUUUUAAGUUGUAAUUGAUAUAUUACAGAUUUAUUACAUUUGUGUAACUUUGUUUUAUACUUUACAAUAUGGGACAUGGUGAGAAUAAAAUAAUUUUUUAUCACAAG
Messenger RNA from Myxocyprinus asiaticus (Chinese sucker), 3108 nucleotides. Its product is annotated as heparan-alpha-glucosaminide N-acetyltransferase-like. The transcript is spliced from 18 exons. NCBI's taxonomy places the organism in Eukaryota, Metazoa, Chordata, Actinopteri, Cypriniformes, Catostomidae. The record is from RefSeq and is a predicted model, not a curated record. The coding region runs from base 133 to 2067 and encodes 644 amino acids.